Molecule: messenger RNA, 1166 nt
Organism: Trachymyrmex cornetzi
Lineage: Eukaryota; Metazoa; Arthropoda; Insecta; Hymenoptera; Formicidae
Product: eukaryotic translation initiation factor 3 subunit G-like
Exons: 3
Coding region: 172-1035 (287 amino acids)
Cellular component (GO): eukaryotic translation initiation factor 3 complex; cytoplasm
Molecular function (GO): translation initiation factor activity; RNA binding
Source: RefSeq, a predicted model, not a curated record
CGUGGCAAUCGCAGCAUGGCUGUAUCACGGACAUCAUGCCACGGAUUCCACCAUUUUGAUUUCCACGUGGUUGUUUAGCGUCUCUGCUCCGCAAUUUACUUUAUUUCCUACGAUUUCAUCGUAAUCCGAUUUGGAUCAUCUGUCUACUGUCGGCUGUCGGAUUUUUACGAGAUGCCAGUUGCACAAAAUGAAGUCAAAUCUAGCUGGGCUGAUGAAGUUGAAGAAGAGGGAGGAGCGUUACCCCUACCUACGGAAGUCUACGAGAAUGGUUUCAAAAUUCUCACCGAGUACAAGUACAAUGAAGACAAUAAAAAAAUCAAGGUUGUACGUGCUUACAAGAUAGAGCGACGCAUAGUUUCGAAAACGAUUGCGGCGCGCAAGAAUUGGACCAAGUUCGGCGAUUCUGCCGACGACAGACCAGGUCCAAAUCCAGCCACCACUGUCGGUGGCGAAGAUAUAUUCAUACAGUUUAUAUCCAGCAAGGAGGAGGACAACAAAGUGGAGGAAGACUCCUUGGAUAAGUUAAAAAGUAUGGGCGACAAGGGAGUCGUCAAGUGUCGUAAUUGUAACGGCGACCACUGGACGUCCAAGUGUCCAUACAGAGACACUGUUCUUGCUGGUGGAAAAGUACCAGAUGACAAGAAACCUCUCGUUAGUACUGGAGUACCUGGUGCAAUGGCUGAACUUAAGCCGCAGGGUGGCAAGUACGUACCGCCUGGUAUGCGUGACGGUGGCAGCAAACGUGGAGACUCGAUGCAGAUGCAGAGACGCGACGAUACAACCGCCAUACGUAUUUCCAAUCUCUCGCAGAGCACUACAGAUGCCGAUCUAGAUGAGCUUGUGAAGCCAUUCGGUUCCGUAGUCAAGCAGUUUCUCGCCAAAGAGAAACUUUCUAAUCUCUGUAAGGGUUUCGCAUAUGUACAUUUCAAACAUAGGGCUGAUGCAGCAAGAGCAAUCGCAACCCUGGAUGGUUACGGUUACGAUCAUCUAAUCUUGAGCGUCGAAUGGUCAAAGCCACAAGUUCAAAAUAAUUAAGGUGAUGUAAAGCUUGCGACAGUUACGGACAGAAAAGUGAAAUUAGUUCAACUGGAAGUAAUCCUUAUAACAAAUGAAUUGUUCGUGCAUAUAUCUAUGUACAUUUUUAUACCAGAAAUAGAAAGACAAGU